GGGGGCCGGGGCGCCAUGGACCGGGCGGAGCUGGGCAAGGGGCUGGUGGCCCAGCUGGAGCGGCUGUCCACCUGCCCGCUCUGCGGCGCGGCCUUCCAGGACCCGGUGCUGCUGGACUGCGACCACAGCUUCUGCCGCCGCUGCGUCGGCCGCUGGUGGGACGGUCAGGCCCGGGCCGGCGCGGGGCUCAGCUGCCCCGGCUGCGGCCACCUCUGCCCCCGCCGCAGCCUCCGCACCAACGUGCGUCUGGCCGUGGAGGUGCGCAUCAGCCGCGGGCUGCGGGACCGGCUGGGGGACGCGGGGAGCCGGGCCGGGCGCCGCCGCGGGGGCCGCAUCCCCACCAUGGGCUCGCAGGACCCCCAGGGAGAGGAUGUCCGGAAGACAUGGAGGAGGUUCGAGAUAACCAAGCCCAAGCCCGUGGAAUCGGAUGAUGAGACGACCGAGGACUAUCCCGUAGCCAAGAACAUGCUUCACAGGUUGUCAGUGGACCUGACUCUGGACCCCGCCACGGCCCACCGUUGCCUGCUCCUCUCCCCGGAUCGCCGUAGCGUGCGUCUAGGGGACCCCGGCGUCCCGGCCCCAGCGGACGGCCCCCGGCGUUUCGACCAGCUGCUGGGCGUUUUGGCGGCACAGGGCUUCGAGGGCGGCCGGCACUGCUGGGAGGUGGAGACGGUGGCCGAGCCGGGCGAGGGCGAGGACGAGGGCGGGCGCUACGCCCUGGGGGCGGCGGGUGAGUCGGUGCGGCGCAAAGGCCGUGUGGGUCUGUGUCCGGCCAGCGGGGUGUGGGCGGUGGAGCGGAGCGGGGGGCGGCUGUGGGCCCUGACGGCCCCCGAGGCCACGCCGCUGCAGGGGCGGCCGCGCCGGAUCCGAGUGGACGUGGACUGGGAGCGCGGCCGCGUGGCCUUCUACGACGGCCUCUCGCUCGACCUGCUGUACGCCUUCCAGGGGCCCGGCCCCUUCGGUGAGAGGGUCUUCCCCUUCUUCUGCACGCUCGACCCCCACACCCCGCUCCGUCUGGUGCCCACCGAGGGCUGAGAGGGGCCGAGCCUCCGACGCCUGGUUUCGGGACGGGAUCUACACCCGCUAUCCCCGCCACCGGACCCAGUGGCCCGCCCCCCCCCACCUCGGUUCUGCCCAAGGCCCGGGAUCAGCCUCGUGCCCCGCGGCCACCUCUCGAGGGCCUCCCGGCCGUGGCGGCCCAGGCCCCGCAGCGGCUUCUCCUCGGGAGGACGGCCCCGUGGCCUUCUUCCUCAUCCCGCCCCGUUAAUUGACCUCCCCAGAACCCCUCCUCGAUCCCCGCUUCGGCCGAGGGCCUCGCCGUCCUCCCCCCGCCCCCCGCUAUCCCACCCCACGGUGCCCCCGCCACCCCUCGCCCCCUCUCGCCCGCAGGGCAUGUACAGACCCCAUAUUUAACAGAUUUUAGUUUGUGUCGGGUUAUUUAUUAGAGCGGCUGUGACAAUAAAAUGAAAUCUCAGCA
This is a messenger RNA of Ornithorhynchus anatinus (platypus), 1477 nucleotides long. It is a transcript of the gene RNF39, whose product is annotated as ring finger protein 39. The record is from RefSeq and is a predicted model, not a curated record. The transcript has 4 exons. Lineage: Eukaryota; Metazoa; Chordata; Mammalia; Monotremata; Ornithorhynchidae. Gene Ontology annotation, molecular function: protein binding. The coding region runs from base 16 to 1035 and encodes 339 amino acids.